GGGCUCAGAGAUGAAUGAAUGAACCGAGGCUCCGGCUCCUCUUCCUCACUCAGCCCGUGUGAAGAGCCUCAGUCUGGGGACAAACUGCGGGGACACCACGCUGCUCCCGCGGAGAACACAACCACCUCCUCUCCAGCGUGUGUUGAAGUCAGCUCAUCUCGGUCCACAACUGUUAUCUUCUGUAAAAUCUAACGUUUGCUGGCGCUGGACGAAGACUUCGGACAUUUAUGAUGAAGUUUAAGCCCAACCAGACCAGGACGUACGACGGAGAGGGCUUCAAGAGGAGGGCAGCGUGUCUGUGCUUCAGAAACGACCAGGAGGACGAGGUGCUGCUGGUGAGCAGCAGUCGACACCCGGACCAGUGGAUUGUGCCGGGAGGAGGAGUAGAGCCCGAGGAGGAGCCUUGUGGCGCAGCCGUCAGGGAGGUGUAUGAAGAGGCCGGUGUGAAGGGGAAGCUUGGCAGACUACUUGGGAUAUUUGAGCACAAUCAGGACAGAAAGCACAGGACGUACGUGUACACCCUCAUAGUGACGGAGACGCUGGAGGCCUGGGAGGACUCUGUCAACAUUGGAAGAAAGAGGAAGUGGUUCAAGGUUGACGAAGCCAUCAGGGUCCUGCAGAGCCACAAGCCGGUCCAUGCAGAGUACCUACUCACACUCCCCAACACCUGUGAUCCACCCUGCGGCCCCGGGUGCAACGGCAACAGCCCCAGCUCCCACGGGACGGACAACAGCAGCCCUCACUGCGUUGUCUGCGCCACACAGGGCUCAGAGCUGGUCAACAGAUAGGGCCGUCACCAGCAGCGACACCAGGAUGCACAGUGGAUCUCUUCUGCAUUCAUGACUUCUUGAAGUGGGCUUGAAGAGUGCCAAAGUGUAUUUAAGAUUUUAUAUUUUUACCAACCAGCACAAGGUUAUAGAGAAAAUGUGUUCCUGGAUGGGCUCUCUCAGUGUGCUGCCUCUGCACUGUAAAGAUCCUUUUUUUCUUGUCUCACAUGAUGAAUAUCUGAUUGGCCGUGCACACAGUGUUGGUUGGUUCUCUGGAUACCAGGACUGGG
Molecule: messenger RNA, 1057 nt
Organism: Limanda limanda (common dab)
Lineage: Eukaryota; Metazoa; Chordata; Actinopteri; Pleuronectiformes; Pleuronectidae
Gene: nudt4a
Product: nudix (nucleoside diphosphate linked moiety X)-type motif 4a
Exons: 5
Coding region: 228-788 (186 amino acids)
Biological process (GO): diphosphoinositol polyphosphate metabolic process; adenosine 5'-(hexahydrogen pentaphosphate) catabolic process; diadenosine hexaphosphate catabolic process
Cellular component (GO): cytoplasm; nucleus
Molecular function (GO): diphosphoinositol-polyphosphate diphosphatase activity; bis(5'-adenosyl)-hexaphosphatase activity; endopolyphosphatase activity
Source: RefSeq, a predicted model, not a curated record